Acanthosepion pharaonis is the source of this 8454-nucleotide messenger RNA. The record is from the annotation of a GenBank genome assembly. NCBI's taxonomy places the organism in Eukaryota, Metazoa, Mollusca, Cephalopoda, Sepiida, Sepiidae.
AUGUGUCCCAGAAACUGCAGCUGCCUCUUCCCUCUCUUUCCCUCUAUUCGACCCGUGAGGAUCAGAUUCUCCGGGCCCUCUUUCCUCAUUAUGUGUCUCAGAAACUUCAGCUGCCUCUUCCCUCUCUUUCCCACUAUUCGACCCAAACACCAGCUGACUCUUCCCUCUCUUUCCCUCUAUUCGACCCGUGAGUGUCACAUUCUCCAGGCCCUCCUUCCUUAUUAUGUGUCCCAGAAACUCCAGCUGCCUCUUCCCUCUCUAUCCCUCAAUUCGACCCGUGAAAACUCCAGCUGCCUCUUCCCUCUCUUUCCCUCUAUUCGACCAGUGAGUAUCAGAUUCUCCAGGCCCUCCUUCCUUAUUAUGUGUCCCAGAAACUCCAGCUGCCUCUUCCCUCUCUUUCUCUCUAUUCGACUCAAAUCAGAUUCCAGCUGCUUCCUCUUAUGUGUCCCAGAAACUCUUUCCUCUCUUUUCUCUAUUCGACCUAAACUCCAGCUGUGUCCUCUUCCCUCUCUUUUCUCUCUAUUCGACUCCUCUUCCUCUUAUUUUUUUUAUGUGGGGUCCCCUCCAGCUUCUUCCUCUUCCUCUCUCUAUUCGACCCGUGGUAUCAGAUUCUCCAGGCCCUCCUUCCUUAUUGUGUCCCAGAAACUCCAGCUGCCUCUUCCUCUCUUUCUCUCUAUUCGACCUAAACUCCAGCUGCCUCUUCCCUCUCUUUCCUCUCUAUUCUCCACCCGUGUCCCAGUAUCAGAUUCUCCAGGCCCUUCUUCCCGUUUAUGUGUCCCAGAAACUCCAGCUGCCUCUUCCCUCUCUUUCCCUCUAUUCACCCAAACUUCAGCUGCCUCUUCCUCUCUUUCCUCUAUUCGACCCGUGGGUAUCAGAUUCUCCAGGACCUCCUUCCUUUUAUGUGUCCCAGAAACUUCAGCUGCCUCUUCCCUCUCUUUCCCUCUAUUCAACCUAAACUUCACUGCCUCUUCCUCUCUUUCCUCUAUUCGACCCGUAGCAGAUUCUCAGGCUUCCUCAUUAUGUGUCCCUCUUCCCUCUCUUUCCUCUAUUCGACCUGUGAAACUUCAGCUGCCUCUUCCCUCUCUUUCCUCUAUUCGACCCGUGGGUAUCAGAUUCUCCAGGCCCUCCUUCCUUUGUGUGUCCCAAGAAACUUCAGCUGCCUCUUCCCUCUCUUUCCCUCUAUUCGACCCCAAACUUCAGCUGCCUCUUCCCUCUCUUUCCUCUAUUCGACCCGUGAGUAUCAGAUUCUCCAGGCCCUCCUUCCUCAUUUUAUGUGUCCCAGAAACUUCAGCUGCCUCUUCCCUCUCUUUCCCUCUAUUCGACCCAAACUCCAGCUGCCUCUUCCUCUCUUUCCCUCUAUUCGACCCGUGGGUAUCAGAUUCUCCAGGCCCUCCUUCCUCAUUAUGUGUCCCAGAAACUUCAGCUGCCUCUUCCCUCUCUUUCCUCUCUUUCGACCCUGUGGGUAUCAGGUCUCCAGGCCCUCCUUCCUCAUUAUGUGUCCAGAAACUUCAGCUGCCUCUUCCCUCUCUUUCCUCUCUAUUCGACCCAAACUUCAGCUGCCUCUUCCCUCUCUUUCCCUCUAUUCGACCCGUGAGUAUCAGAUUCUCCAGGCCCUCUUUCCUCAUUAUGUGUCCCAGAAACUUCAGCUGCCUCUUCCCUCUCUUUCCCUCUAUUCGACCCAAACUUCAGCUGCCUCUUCCCUCUCUUUCCCUCUAUUCGACCCGUGGGUAUCAGUUUAUCCAGGCCCUCCUUCCUCAUUAUGUGUCCCAGAAACUUCAGCUGCCUCUUCCCUCUCUUUCCGUCUAUUCGACCCGUGGAAACUUGAGCUGUCUCUUCCCUCUCUUUCCCUCUCUUCAACCUGUGAGUAUCAGAUUCUCCAGGCCCUCUUUCCUCAUUAUGUGUCCCAGACACUUCAGCUGCCUCUUCCCUCUCUUUCACUCUAUUCAACCUAAACUUCAGCUGCCUCUUCCCUCUCUUUCCUCUAUUCGACCCGUGGUAUCAGAUUCUCUAGGUCCUCUUUCCUCAUUAUGUGUCUCAGAAUCUUCAGCUGCCUCUUCCCUCUCUUUUCUUCUAUUCGACCCAAACUUCCUCUUCCCUCUCUUUCCCUCUAUGCCUCUUCCUCUCUUUCCCCCUCUAUUCGACCCGUGGGUAUCAGAUUCUCCAGGCCCUCUUUCCUCAUUAUGUGUCCCAGAAACUUCCAGCUGCCUCUUCCCUCUCUUUCCCUCUAUUCGACCCGUGAAACUUCAGCUGCCUCUUCCCUCUCUUUCCCUCUAUUCGACCCGUGAGUAUCAGAUUCUCCAGGCCCUCUUUCCUCAUUAUGUGUCCCAGAAACUUCAGCUGCCUCUUCCCUCUCUUUCCCUCUAUUCGACCCGUGAAACUUCAGCUGCCUCUUCCCUCUCUUUCCCUCUAUUCGACCCGUGGUAUCAGAUUCUUCAGGACCUCUUUCCUCAUUAUGGGUCUCAGAAACUUCAGCUGCCUCUUCCCUCUCUUUCCCUCUAUUCGACCCAAACUUCAGCUGCCUCUUCCCUCUCUUUCCCUCUAUUCGACCCGUGGGUAUCAGAUUCUUCAGGACCUCUUUCCUCAUUAUGUGUCUCAGAAACUUCAGCUGCCUCUUCCCUCUCUUUCCCUCUAUUCGACCCAAACUUCAGCUGCCUCUUCCCUCUCUUUCCCUCUAUUCGACCCGUGGGUAUCAGAUUCUCCAGGCCCUCUUUCCUCAUUAUGUGUCCCAGAAACUUCAGCUGCCUCUUCCCUCUCUUUCCCUCUAUUCGACCCAAACUUCAGCUGCCUCUUCCCUCUCUUUCACUCUGUUCAACCUGUGAGUAUCAGAUUCUUCAGGACCUCUUUCCUCAUUAUGUGUCCCAGAAACUUCAGCUGCCUCUUCCCUCUCUUUCCCUCUAUUCGACCCAAACUUCAGCUGCCUCUUCCUCUCUUUCCCUCUCUAUUCGACCCCCGUGGUAUCAGAUUCUCCAGGCCCUCUUUCCUCAUUAUGUGUCCCAGAAACUUCAGCUGCCUCUUCCCUCUCUUUCCCUCUAUUCGACCCGUGAAACUUCAGCUGCCUCUUCCUCUCUUUCCCUCUAUUCGACCCGUGGGUAUCAGAUUCUCCAGGCCCUCCUUCCUCAUUAUGUGUCCCAGAAACUUCAGCUGCCUCUUCCCUCUCUUUCCGUCUAUUCGACCCGUGGAAACUUCAGCUGUCUCUUCCCUCUCUUUCACUCUGUUCAACAUGUGAGUAUCAGAUUCUCCAGGCCCUCUUUCCUCAUUAUGUGUCCCAGAAACUUCAGCUGCCUCUUCCCUCUCUUUCCCUCUAUUCGACCCAAACUUCAGCUGCCUCUUCCCUCUCUUUCCCUCUAUUCGACCCGUGAGUAUCAGAUUCUUCAGGACCUCUUUCCUCAUUAUGUGUCUCAGAAACUUCAGCUGCCUCUUCCCUCUCUUUCCCUCUAUUCGACCCAAACUCCAGCUGCCUCUUCCCUCUCUUUCCCUCUAUUCGACCCGUGGGUAUCAGAUUCUCAGGCCCUCCUUCCUCAUUAUGUGUCUCAGAAACUUCCAGCUGCCUCUUCCCUCUCUUUCCCUCUAUUCGACCCAAACUUCAGCUGCCUCUUCCCUCUCUUUCCCUCUAUUUCGACCCGUGAGUAUCAGAUUCUCCAGGCCCUCCUUCCUCAUUAUGUGUCCCAGAAACUUCCAGCUGCCUCUUCCCUCUCUUUCCCUCUAUUCGACCCGUGUAUCAGAUUCUUCAGGCCCUCUUUCCUCAUUAUGUGUCCAGAAACUUCAGCUGCCUCUUCCCUCUCUUUCCCUCUAUUCGACCCAAACUUCAGCUGCCUCUUCCCUCUCUUUCCCUCUAUUCGACCCGUGAGUAUCAGAUUCUCCAGGCCCUCCUUCCUUUUUAUGUGUCCCAGAAACUUCAGCUGCCUCUUCCCUCUCUUUCCCUCUAUUCGACCCAAACUUCAGCUGCCUCUUCCUCUCUUUCUCUAUUCGACCCGUGAGUAUCAGAUUCUCAGGCCCUCCUUCCUCAUUAUGUGUCCCAGAAACUCCAGCUGCCUCUUCCCUCUCUUUCCCUCUAUUCGACCCAAACUUCAGCUGCCUCUUCCCUCUCUUUCCCUCUAUUCGACCCGUGAGUAUCAGAUUCUCCAGGCCCUCCUUCCUCAUUAUGUCCCAGAAACUUCAGCUGCCUCUUCCCUCUCUUUCCCUCUAUUCGACCCAAACUUCCAGCUGCCUCUUCCCUCUCUUUCCUCUCUAUUCGACCCGUGGUAUCAGAUUCUCCAGGCCCUCUUUCCUCAUUAUGUGUCCCAGAAACUUCAGCUGCCUCUUCCCUCUCUUUCCCUCUAUUCGACCCAAACUUCAGCUGCCUCUUCCCUCUCUUUCCCUCUAUUCGACCCGUGGUAUCAGAUUCUCCAGGCCCUUUUCCUUUUUAUGUGUCCCAGAAACUCCAGCUGCCUCUUCCCUCUCUUUCCCUCUAUUCGACCCAAACUUCAGCUGCCUCUUCCCUCUCUUUCCCUCUAUUCGACCCGUGGUAUCAGAUUCUCCAGGCCCUCUUUCCUUUAUGUGUCCCAGAAACUCCAGCUGCCUCUUCCCUCUCUUUCCCUCUAUUCGACCCAAACUCCAGCUGCCUCUUCCUCUCUUUCCCUCUAUUCGACCCGUGAGUAUCAGAUUCUCCAGGCCCUCCUUCCUCAUUAUGUGUCUCAGAAACUCCAGCUGCCUCUUCCCUCUCUUUCCCUCUAUUCGACCCAAACUUCAGCUGCCUCUUCCCUCUCUUUCCCUCUAUUCGACCCAAACUUCAGCUGCCUCUUCCCUCUCUUUCCCUCUAUUCGACCCGUGAGUAUCAGAUUCUCCAGGCCCUCUUUCCUCAUUAUGUGUCCCAGAAACUUCAGCUGCCUCUUCCCUCUCUUUCCCUCUAUUCGACCCAAACUCCAGCUGCCUCUUCCUCUCUUUCCCUCUAUUCGACCCGUGAGUAUCAGAUUCUCCAGGCCCUCUUCCUUUUUAUGUGUCCCAGAAACUCCAGCUGCCUCUUCCCUCUCUUUCCCUCUAUUCGACCCGUGGAAACUCAGCUGCCUCUUCCCUCUCUUUCCCUCUAUUCGACCCGUGGUAUCAGAUUCUCCAGGCCCUCCUUCCUUUUUAUGUGUCCCAGAAACUCCAGCUGCCUCUUCCCUCUCUUUCCCUCUAUUCGACCCAAACUCCAGCUGCCUCUUCCCUCUCUUUCCCUCUAUUCGACCUGUGAGUAUCAGAUUCUCCAGGCCCUCUUUCCUCAUUAUGUGUCCCAGAAACUCCAGCUGCCUCUUCCCUCUCUUUCUCUCUAUUCGACCUAUUCUCCAGGCCCUCUUCCUUUUAAAUGAAACUCCAGCUGCCUCUUCCCUCUCUUUCCUCUAUUCGACCCAAUCAGAUUCUUCAGGCUUUCCUCUUCCCUCUCUUCCUCUCUUUCCCUCUAUUCGACCCAAACUUCAGCUGCCUCUUCCCUCUCUUUCCCUCUAUUCGACCCGUGGGUAUCAGAUUCUCCAGGCCCUCCUUCCUCAUUAUGUGUCCCAGAAACUUCAGCUGCCUCUUCCCUCUCUUUCCCUCUAUUCGACCCAAACUCCAGCUGCCUCUUCCCUCUCUUUCCUCUAUUCGACCCGUCUUCUCCAGGCCCUCCUUCCUUUUAUGUGUCCCAGAAACUCUUCCCCUCUUCCUCUCUUUCCCUCUAUUCGACCCGUGGUAUCAGAUUCUCAGGCCCUCCUUCCUUUUUAUGUGUCCCAGAAACUCCAGCUGCCUCUUCCCUCUCUUUCUCUCUAUUCGACCCAAACUCCAGCUGCCUCUUCCUCUCUUUCUCUCUAUUCAACCCGUAUUCAGAUUCUCCGUCUUUCCUUUUGUGUAUCAGAUUCUCAGGCCCCUCUCUUUCCCUCUAUUCGACCCGUGUUCUCCAGGCCCUCCUUCCUUUUUAUGUGUCCCAGAAACUCCAGCUGCCUCUUCCCUCUCUUUUCUCUCUUUCUCAGAAACUCAUUCUUCCCUCUUUCCUCUAUUCGAGUAUCAGAUUCUCCAGGCCCUCCUUCCUUAUUAUGUGUCCCAGAAACUCCAGCUGCCUCUUCCCUCUCUUUCUCUCUAUUCGACCUAAACUCCAGCUGCCUCUUCCCUCUCUUUCCCUCUAUUCGACCCGUGAGUAUCAGAUUCUCCAGGCCCUCCUUCCUUUUAUGUGUCCCAGAAACUCCAGCUGCCUCUUCCCUCUCUUUCCCUCUAUUCGACCCAAACUCCAGCUGCCUCUUCCCUCUCUUUCCCUCUAUUCGACCCAAACUCCAGCUGCCUCUUCCCUCUUUUCCCUCUAUUCGACCCGUGGUAUCAGAUUCUCCAGGCCCUCUUUCCUUUGUGUGUCCCAGAAACUCCAGCUGCCUCUUCCCUCUCUUUCCCUCUAUUCGACCCAAACUCCAGCUGCCUCUUCCCUCUCUUUCCCUCUAUUCGACCCGUGAGUAUCAGAUUCUCCAGGCCCUCCUUCCUUUUUAUGUGUCCCAGAAACUUCAGCUGCCUCUUCCCUCUCUUUCCCUCUAUUCGACCCGUGAGUAUCAGAUUCUCCAGGCCCUCUUCCUUCCUUAUUAUGUCUUCCCUCUCUUUCCCUCUCCCCGUGAGUAUCAGAAACUCCAGUGUCCCAGAAACCUCUUCCCUCUCUUUCCCUCUAUUCGACCCGUGAGUAUCAGAUUCUCCAGGCCCUCCUUCCUUUUUAUGUGUCCCAGAAACUCCAGCUGCCUCUUCCCUCUCUUUCCCUCUUUUUCGACCCAAACUUCAGCUGCCUCUUCCCUCUCUUUCCUCUAUUCGACCCGUGAGUAUCAGAUUCUCAGUCCCAGAAACUUCUCCUCUUCCUCCUUUUUCUUCCCCGUGAAUUUAUGGUCCCCUUAUUAUGUGUCCCAAAACUCCAGCUGCCUCUUCCCUCUCUUUUUACUCUAUUCGACCCUAUCAGAUUCUCCAGGCCCUCCCUCCUUUUUAUGUGUCCCAGAAACUCCAGCUGCCUCUUCCCUCUCUUUCCCUCUAUUCGACCCAAACUUCAGCUGCCUCUUCCCUCUCUUUCCCUCUAUUCGACCCGUAUAUCAGAUUCUCCAGGCCCUCCUUCCUCUUUUAUGUGUCCCAGAAACUCCAGCUGCCUCUUCCCUCUCUUUCUCUCUAUUCGACUCAAACUCCAGCUGCCUCUUCCCUCUCUUUCUCUCUAUUCGACUCGUGAGUAUCAGAUUCUCCAGGCCCUCCUUCCUUUUUAUGUGUCCCAGAAACUCCAGCUGCCUCUUCCCUCUCUUUCCCUCUAUUCGACCCAAACUUCAGCUGCCUCUUCCCUCUCUUUCCCUCUAUUCGAACGUGAGUAUCAGAUUCUCCAGGCCCUCCUUCCUUAUUAUGUGUCACAGAAACUCCAGCUGCCUCUUCCCUCUCUUUCCCUCUAUUCGACCCAAACUCCAGCUGCCUCUUCCCUCUCUUUCUCUCUAUUCGACUCUCAGAUUCUCCAGUCCUUCCUUUUUAUGUGUCCCAGAAACUCCAGGCCUCUUCCUCUCUUUCCUCUAUUCGAUGUGUCCUCAGAAAUUAUGUGUCCCAGAAACUCCAGCUGCCUCUUCCCUCUCUUUCUCUCUAUUCGACCCAAACCCUCCUCUUCCUUCUUUCUCUGUCCCAGAAAUUCUCCAGGCCCUCCUUCCUUAUUAUGUGUCCCAGAAACUGCCUCUUCCUCUCUUUCUCUCUAUUCGACUCAAACUCCAGCUGCCUCUUCCCUCUCUUUCCCUCUAUUCGACCCGUGAGUAUCAGAUUCUCCAGGCCCUCCUUCCUUAUUAUGUGUCCCAGAAACUCCAGCUGCCUCUUCCCUCUCUUUCUCUCUAUUCGACUCAAACUCCAGCUGCCUCUUCCCUCUCUUUCCCUCUAUUCGACCCAAACUCCAGCUGCCUCUUCCCUCUCUUUCCCUCUAUUCGACCCGUGAGUAUCAGAUUCUCCAGGCCCUCCUUCCUUAUUAUGUGUCCCAGAAACUCCAGCUGCCUCUUCCCUCUCUUUCUCUCUAUUCGACUCAAACUUCAGCUGCCUCUUCCUCCCUUUCUCUAUUCGAAUCGUGAGUAUCAGAUUCUCCAGCCCCUCCUUCCUUUUUUGUGUCCCAGAAACUCCAGCUGCCUCUUCCCUCUCUUUCUCUCCUAUUCGACUCAAACUCCAGCUGCUCUUCCCUCUCUUUCUCUCUAUUCGACCCGUGAGUAUCAGAUUCUCCAGGCCCUCCUUCCUUAUUAUGUGUCCCAGAAACCCCAGCUGCCUCUUCCCUCUCUUUCUCUCUAUUCGACCCGUGACUCCGUCAUCACUCCUCCAAACACCUCGAUUCCUGGCGCAUUAGCUUUGAUAAACUGCUCUCCGGAGAAAAAUAAUCGUGUCGAGGAAUCAAAGAAGAGAAAAGCUCAAAUAGACAAUCGGAUUCAGAAAUACAUGGCUUCGGGCAAAAACCAACUGCGCGCCUCUCUCCAUCUCAAAUCCUGCGCGCCACUUCUGAUUUGA